Molecule: messenger RNA, 249 nt
Organism: Spirodela intermedia
Lineage: Eukaryota; Viridiplantae; Streptophyta; Magnoliopsida; Alismatales; Araceae
Source: the annotation of a GenBank genome assembly
AUGUAUUUGCUACUCUGUCUCUCUCUCUCUCACACACACACAUGGGUACAUCGGUCGACCAUCGGCCAACGAAUUCCGACGAAGAUCACCGCCGGAUACGGAAGAGGAGGAGAUUACCGGCGCAGGGUGGAGGAAGCGGGGGGCUCUGCUGGUGCAGCCCCCCCGCCUGGGGUGUCUGCGGAGGCCCCCUGUGAUGGAGGAGGGUUGGAAGAGUGGGCUUAUGUUUCUGCUGCCGUUCGUUGGUCGUGA